AUACAUAUUUUUGCUAAACACAAAUUAAAACCUAGAGGAUAUUUCGGCUUAAGGCCUUAAAUGUGGACUCCUUUGACGCUUCUCCUACCUUUCCAGCACUUGAGUUGGUCGAUCAUGGAGUUCAAUCCUGAAUACUUCUUUGCUCUAAUUCCGAAGGAGUAACUGUAACUUGUCCAUCUUUCAACUUAAGAAGAAUUAGCGGCUUGUGAAAAUUGAUCUCUGACUUAAUAGGCUAGUGUUGCUGCAACCGAUGGAGUUGAGCGAUAGUGAAAGAGUUGAUGUUGAAAAGGAUAGAGAAGAUAGAAUCAGCACUCUGCCAAGAAACGUUAUAGAUGGUAUUCUUGAACUCCUGCCGGUAGAAGAUGCGGCAAGAACUAGUAUUCUAUCAAACAAUUGGAGAUAUAUCUGGGCCAUGCUUCCUAAUUUGGUGCUGAAUAAGCUCUUUUGCAAUAAAUUAGCAGCAAGAUCUCAAUAUGUCUUCAAAGACACGAUAGAUAAGAUUCUGUUACAGCAUUCUGGAGACAUAGUGAAGUUUGUCCUUGAUGUUUCAGCAAUAGUUUUAUUUCCCUAUCCAGAUAUUGAUAGAUGGAUGAUUUAUGUUACUAGAAACGGUGUCAAGGAGCUAACCCUUAAGUCAAAUUAUACUACUUAUAAUGUGCCUUCUUAUGUAUUUAAUUGUCCAACACUGACACAUUUGGAACUCUUAAACUGUGUCUUCAAACCACCAAUUUCUUUUCUUGGCUUUCCGAAUCUUGUAACACUUCGUCUGGAAAAAAUAACCUUUGUGCCAACUCCAGAGUUUUGUGUUAUCAAUGCGCCCCUUCUUGUCAAUUUGACCUUUAUGUACUGUAACAGUACUAAAUAUUUGAACAUUGUUUCAUCACGGUUGAAUUCCUUGGUUGUUCGUGAGAGUCACUAUGAUAUUGAACUAAGUUGCUUUAUGAACUGCAAAAAUUUGGCAGCUUUAUACCUUGCGACUAAUAAUCCAAUAUCUGCUGAAAGAUCAAAAUUGGAAAAGCUUCUUCUUAGCUUGCCUAUACUUCAGGUGCUUACUUUGUGUUCAUUUUUCCUUGAGCUUUUGAGUGCAGGUGCAGUUCCACAAGAGCUUCCUUUUACACUCAACUGCUUGUGGAAUCUAAUUUUAGGUGUAAACAUCGGCCAAAUGGGUCAGAUUUCUUACACUCUCGAGUUGAUUAAGAGCUCCCCCAAUUUGAGUAAACUUGAGAUUUGGGUCAAUGCUACCAGUGUCACUGUUGAAGCAGUUUCGGAAUAUCUAGACACAGCUGACUGCUUGAACCAACCACUUAACAAGCUCAAAUAUGUGGUCAUACAUUUGUUUAAGGGUUCAAAAACUGAGCUGUUUUUCGUAAAGCUAUUGUUUGCUCGUUGUCCAUCUUUGAAAAGUAUGAGCAUUAAGCAAGCAAAAGCCUCUGGUUCCAAGGAAGAAAGAAAUAUUGUCAUAGAAUUGGCGCGUUUCCCUAGAGCAUCUCCCGAGGCAGAGCUACUGUAUUUUCCAUGCUCGGAUUAGGAUUUUAUGUCAGUCAUCUGUGAUUAUGGCAGGGACGUCUGUUGACUAAUCAAUUAAAAAUUGAUGAAGUAUUCUUUAUUUAGUACAUGCUUUAUAUCUGAUCUUAUUUAUGUAUAAUAUACAUUACGUUAGGUAUCUUUAAUUAAACUUUUCUGUAUAA
Messenger RNA from Nicotiana tabacum (common tobacco), 1688 nucleotides. RefSeq names its product F-box/FBD/LRR-repeat protein At1g13570-like. The record is from RefSeq and is a predicted model, not a curated record. Gene Ontology annotation, molecular function: protein binding. Lineage: Eukaryota; Viridiplantae; Streptophyta; Magnoliopsida; Solanales; Solanaceae.